GAGACACUGACAGUGACAUAUUCUGACAGUGACAGUUUAUUUCAUUCAUGCAUUUCAUUCUUUGUUGUGUUUUAUUGACAGAUGUCCCACGUGUUUAUUUGACGAAAAUACAUAAUUUAUUGAAUUAAUAUUGUGAAAUGGGUGUAAUCCAAAGAAUAAAGAAACCAACAACACGAAAGGGUAAGAAGGUAUUGCAUUCAAAGGAGCCGAAGGCUGAGGAAGGGCCGAAGCAAUGCAUAUUCAUGCAGGCGAGGAACCCCUCCGAGCGCACCAGGAAGCUGCUCAAAGACAUAUACGACCUGAAGAAACCUGACGCGGCGUAUCUUAGCCGCAAGAAUGACUUCGUACCAUUUGAAGAUGCUGGCUUAAUUGAGAAGUUAUGCUACAAAAAAGAAGCAGCCCUAUUUGGUGUGGGAUCGCACAGUAAGAAGCGACCGCACAACAUAAUCUUCGGAAGGACAUUUGACUAUGGUGUGUUGGACAUGAUUGAGCUUGGCGCUGAAGAGUACAAAACCAUGUCUGAGUUUCAUAACAUGAAGGUGCUUGCGGGUAUCAAGCCAUGCUUGCUGUUCAACGGGCCCGCCUGGGACCUCAAUAAUGACUUGAAGAGAUUGAAAUCAGUGUUCACCGACUUCUUCUACAGAGAAAAGGUUGAAACUAUAAGGCUGCAAGGCCUAGAGCAUGUGCUGAGCUUCACGGCAACAGACGAGGGCAUGGUGUACCUGCGCUCAUACAGAAUUCAGCUGAAAAAGAGUGGCCAAAGAACACCACGGGCUGAACUUGAAGAAAUUGGUCCAUCCAUAGACUUCAAGCUCAGAAGGACGAAGUUGGCUGCGGAUGACCUCUACAAGGAGGCCUGCCGAGUGCCCAGAGAAGUGCGACCAAUCACAAAGAAGAACAUUUCCAAGGAUGCUUUCGGCAGCAAACUGGGUCGCGUCCACAUGGUGAAGCAAGACGUCAACAAAUUACAGACUCGCAAGAUGAAGGGAUUACGGAAGACUCCGAUGGAGAAGAAAGAGAGAUUGUUAAAACAAAAGAAUGCGAAAAAGGCAGCAAAGCUAGCUGCUCAGGCUAUGGAAGUUUAAUAAAUGUUGUCCGGUAUAAA
Messenger RNA from Plutella xylostella (diamondback moth), 1105 nucleotides. RefSeq names its product Ribosome production factor 2-like protein Non3 (gene Non3). Lineage: Eukaryota; Metazoa; Arthropoda; Insecta; Lepidoptera; Plutellidae. Gene Ontology annotation, molecular function: rRNA binding. The record is from RefSeq and is a predicted model, not a curated record. Gene Ontology annotation, biological process: maturation of LSU-rRNA from tricistronic rRNA transcript (SSU-rRNA, 5.8S rRNA, LSU-rRNA); ribosomal large subunit assembly. Gene Ontology annotation, cellular component: nucleolus.